UUGUUUCUGCUCAUAAACAUCACAUCCUUGCUCAGCGCCGAACUCUCUUACUUAAUCUCCCUCUCAUCCCUCACAGAGCAGUCACCGAUGAGGAAGCUCAAGUACCAUGAGAAGAAGAUUCUGAAGAAAACAAACUUCUUGGAAUGGAAAAGAGAAGGUGGACAUCGAGAGAUCCUCAUCACGAGUCGUUUCCACAUGGGUGGUCGUGAUGAUUACAAAAAAUAUUCAGGGUUGUGUAGGAUGGUGCAGAAGCUGACUAAUGUAAUGAAACAGAUGGAUCCUACUGAUCCUUUUCGGAUUCAGAUGACUGAUACGCUCCUUGAGAAACUAUACAACAUGGGCGUUAUACCGACUAGGAAAAGCUUGGCUUUAACUGAUAAGCUCUCAGUUUCGUCCUUCUGCAGGCGUAGGCUAUCGACAGUUCUGGUUCACCUGAAGUUCGUAGAGCACUUGUCAGAAGCAGUGACGUAUAUAGAGCAAGGACACAUCCGCGUUGGACCAGACACAAUCACCGAUCCAGCUUUCUUGGUAACUAGGAACAUGGAAGAUUUCAUCACUUGGGUUGAUUCUUCCAAGAUUAGACGCAAGGUUCUUCAGUACAAUGACAAAUUGGAUGACUAUGACAUGCUUACCUAAAUCUUUUGGGAGGAGAUUAAACAAAAACUGUUUUAUUUUUAUUCUUGUUUUGUAAAAGCCAAGAGAAAGGAUCAGUACUUUUAUUUAUGCAAGGUUUGGAUUUACGAUUGGUAUCUUAACGUUCUGCCAAGUCAAAAACCUCUCUGCUGAAUGUCAAUGCUGUUGAAGCA
Messenger RNA from Eruca vesicaria subsp. sativa (arugula), 806 nucleotides. NCBI's taxonomy places the organism in Eukaryota, Viridiplantae, Streptophyta, Magnoliopsida, Brassicales, Brassicaceae. The record is from the annotation of a GenBank genome assembly.